UCAUUAAUAUGUAAUCAGUCACUACUUCCGUUUGCCGUAAUUCUGGGUGAAGCCGAUCGACCUAUCCGAGACAUGUCCAUCAAUGGUAAACGCACCUUGUACAUCUGCGCUAGAGCCAGUGGCUGUUUGGUCCUUGCCGCUUAUAAUCAUGUAGACUUUGACAUUGUUGUUCGCAUCGAAGUAACAUCCCCUCCGAUUCCUCAUCCAAUCUAUAAUCCGGGCUCUUCUUCAAUUGAUUUUCGACAACAGAAGUCCGCCUAA
Messenger RNA from Paraglomus occultum, 261 nucleotides. The record is from the annotation of a GenBank genome assembly. Lineage: Eukaryota; Fungi; Glomeromycota; Glomeromycetes; Paraglomerales; Paraglomeraceae.